AUGUUGCCCUCUGGCAAGACAGAAGGCCAUCAGCUGGCCGAGCUUAAGCAGCAGAUGCGACAAAAGCAGAAAGAGAUAGACGACCUUAAGACAGCGCUUGGACAAAGCCACAUUCCGCAGCAGAGCACCAAGGAAGCCGCCACCGCCACCGCAGCUCCGGCAACCUCGAGCCUCUCUCCCACCGACUUCACCGACCUGCUCCUCCCGCAGCUCCGCGCUUACAUGUUCGUCUUCUACAUGCACCUCAAGAACCUCCACGACCAACAGCUGGUCUGCCUCUCCAUUGAGAACCUGUUGACUUCGAUCCGUGAUGGCGUGCGCGAGGGCAAGCACCAACGACCGUUGCUCCAUGCUGAGUUGUUUACCGAGGAGGCUCUGGAGCCCCUGGCAACGUUGAAGGAGAGGAUCGCGGCGGACCAUGAGGCCAUGAGAGAGCUGCAAAGGAGGAGCCGCGGACGGGAUGACGUCUUGAAGCAGGUACAGGAGGGGCUGGAGUCUUUGUUGCGCCAGGUUCAGAAGGGCAAAGGAGACACGCCCAUCACGUCCCCGGGCACCUUCCCCACCUCCAUGCGCGGCCUGGGAAAGGAAAAGAUGCACGUUAUGGAGAGCAAUGCUCACAAUGGCGGCGACAACGGCGAUGACUCCUCCUCCUCCUCCUCCGGUUCUGAUACCGAUAUGGAGUAG
Lasiodiplodia theobromae is the source of this 684-nucleotide messenger RNA. RefSeq lists its product as uncharacterized. The record is from RefSeq and is a predicted model, not a curated record. NCBI's taxonomy places the organism in Eukaryota, Fungi, Ascomycota, Dothideomycetes, Botryosphaeriales, Botryosphaeriaceae. The transcript has 2 exons. Bases 1 to 684 code for a protein of 227 amino acids.